Molecule: messenger RNA, 582 nt
Organism: Clunio marinus
Lineage: Eukaryota; Metazoa; Arthropoda; Insecta; Diptera; Chironomidae
Source: the annotation of a GenBank genome assembly
CGUAUUGGAAGUCUUAUUGGAAAUUAGCAGAAACUUCCAAUAUUCAGUCAACAACCAAAACAAUACAUAACAAUGACAGAAAAUAAUAAAAAUGAGCCACCAAAUAUAACUGAACGAAAGGCAGCGCCUGGAGAUGGAAUAAGGUCGAUGAAAUCAACAUGGGCUUUUAGAACUAUUAAUUUUGAAUUGUAUGCUAAGCCAAAUAUAGUUAUAAUGGCUAUUGGACUAAUAUCAAUCACUGGAGUAUUCGGCUAUAUCGCAUACAUGAGAGCCAAAUACGAAGGUCUAGGUUACUACUCAGCAGUAAAAGCAGAUGGAACUGAAGUUUUUGAAAAGAAAAAGUCACGUUGGGAGAAAUAAUUAGAUAAAGAUUCAUGUCAUGUUAGUUGUUAAUAAAAUUCAAUGCUUUUUUUAUUUAUUGAAAAACCUUUAGUUUCUAAUAUUUGAUUUGACUGCAGCCAGAUUUUCAAUGCAUUUAGUUUUGGUGAAAACUUUUUUCAUGUUUUUUGUUGUUUUACUAUUCUUUCUAGAAAAUAUUUGAAGGAGUAUAAAGACAACACAAUUAUUAAGUUUUAAUUUAUU